UACAAUGAAUCAAUGCCCAUUCUUCGGUACAACGCUCGUGAGUACGGAUGUCGCUGCCUUAAGUGAAAAUUUUACUAAGACUCACAGCAGCUGGACUGCAAGAUUUUUACACAUAUUAAAUUAAACGAAAGAUAUCGUCUUGUGAUAAUUUUUAAUAAUAAAUACACUCACUCGCUUACAUAAAAUAUAAAAAUCUUUCAAAAUUAAUAUUAAUGAUACAAAAAUGGAUGAAACAGUGGCAUUAAUAAAAUCGUGUAUAAUCUCGAAGAAAGGCGGCGUAUCAUUUGAAGAUUUAAAUGAUGAAUUUGAACAACUCGUCGGCGAACCUAUUCCGUACCGUAGAUUGGGAUUCGUGAGUCUUUCUAAACUUUUAGAAACUAUAGAUGGUUUGAAGAUAAUUCGGAACGAAUUUGGCGAACAGACAUUAAGAAUAAACGACUCUAAGAUUUCUCAUAUUGAUAGACUCAUACGCAAGCAGAAGGUCGACUAUUCAAAGACAAAAAACAAAUAUUAUAAACAAUUUACACGACAAAAGAGCAAAUUUGAUUACAGCAAUGAGCGUAGGGAAAGAAAUAGAACAAUAUUCAAUACAAAUCGCACUAAUAAACGGAUUCAAAAUUUUGGUCAGCGCCGUGAUCCAUAUUUAUUUGGCACUGCUGGUACUUGGAAAGAUAGAAAUCUUUCCGAAGAAGAAGAAAAUCAUCAUCCAGUGGUAAUAGAAACAAAUGAAAUAAAUAAAGCUGAUAACAUAUACGAACCAAUUGCAAACGGCCAACAAUUACUUGGCGACGAUUUUUUCCUACAACUUGCAAUACGAAAUCUUCAUCUUCCUAUUUGGAGAUAUAAAGAUAGCUUAGCAUUGCAUUGCGGACUGUGCGUAUCCGGACAGACUAUAAGCAAUUGCACACGAGCUUUGAGGAAUAUUAACGCCAUCUCUAAUCGUGUCGUGAUUAUGCUUGGUUCGGUUGAUGUUUACAAUGGCGCCACUUACAACGAUAUGAUACACGACAUGACAGAACUCUUGCAAGUUCUCCGGUCAAAGUUUCAUCUUUCAAAUUCAGCCAUCACUAUCUGCACUCUACCACCUUUGGCUAACGUGAGCAUUCACGCUCAUAAGCAUCAGAGUAUGGCGCUAUUUUGCUUCAAUAAUUGGAUCAGAUCUCUAGCCGACGACGCAUCUAGGAGAGAUUCCUCUUUCGAAAAUUACCCGAUAAUCGAUUUAUUCGAAAACUACUGCAACGAAACGUACACUACGGAAUACGAUUGGUUCCAAACCCAAGCACGUAGAGUGUCCGGUACCAGACAUUCUUAUGUGCUAUGGAAUAACAAAGGACGGAAGCAGGCUAUGAGCCUCAUCUGCGAAGAAAAAGAUACGCUCUAGAAGUCCCAAUCCAUUGUCAAUGCAAUGAAUUAAUAGGGAUCUUCCGUUAUAUAUAUAUAUACAUAGGAGAUCAUAUAUAAAGAAAGAGAAGCAGAAAGGUAUACCACGGAGAGCCUUAUUCGUCGUCAUCGAUGACGAAGUACGCUUUAUCGAGGAUUGUCCGAGGUGUACUCUUCUGCUUCCUUCGUGGAUGUGUGUGUGUGAUCGAUCUAGUCUGUUUAUGUCCAUAUAUUUCCGUUUAUAUAUCGUACGUGAAAAGAAAAAAAUUGUAUAAUUUCGUCAGGAUAAAUUGCUUUAUUACAUCUAGUCAAUCGGCUGUUACAUGAAACUAAUGAAAAAAAAAAA
This is a messenger RNA of Linepithema humile (Argentine ant), 1726 nucleotides long. It is a transcript of the gene osk, whose product is annotated as oskar. Lineage: Eukaryota; Metazoa; Arthropoda; Insecta; Hymenoptera; Formicidae. The record is from RefSeq and is a predicted model, not a curated record.